ACUCCCUCUCAGAAAAAAAACAUUACUUUCUCUUCUUUCCAUUUCCCUUCGGUCGGAACCCAAAGCAUAACACGUACAGUACAAUUCAUUUGCAAACAUCUAUGGCUUCUUCUUCUUUCUCAACCAAAUUGCCUUUGGCUCUCUUCCUAUCUUCUCUCUUCCUCCAUGCAGCAAUAGCUGAGCUGGUCUGUGAGGAUUUGCCAUCGAAUGUUUGCGCGUUUGCAAUAGCCUCGUCGGGGAAAAGGUGUUUGCUGGAGACGGCCGUGGGUGGAGAAGGAAGCGUGGAGUACCAGUGCAGGACAUCAGAAGUGGUGGUUGAGGGCAUCUCUGAAUACAUAGAGACCGACCAAUGUGUUAAGGCUUGUGGUGUUGAUAGGAAAGCUGUCGGAAUUUCAUCGGAUGCCCUUCUUGAACCCCAAGUCACUGCCAAGCUUUGCUCCCCGGAUUGUUACCAGAAGUGCCCCAACAUCGUUGAUCUUUAUUCCAACUUGGCUGCUGGGGAGGGAGUAUCUUUGCCAGAUCUUUGUGAGAGGCAACGCACCAAUCCUCACCGUGCCAUGAGCGAGCUUUUGAGCUCUGGUAGUACUGUAGCCCCGGGUCCCGUUGUUACUGAUCAAUAUUCAGGGGCGGCAACGUCAGCGCCCACCAGCAGUCCUGCUCCAGCUCCCUUGUAAUCAUCUUGAUCAAGACGGCCAUAUUGAUUGAUAUUCCUUUGAGAUUAGUAUAAUUGAAUGCGGAAUAAUUAUUAUAAUUAAUUCCGAAUAGAAAAAUGAGGUACUGUUCAUUCUUAUGUGAAUCGAGUCAUGCGUUUGAGGAAUAUUUCUAUUUAUGUAACUUUGUUGA
Messenger RNA from Juglans microcarpa x Juglans regia, 843 nucleotides. RefSeq lists its product as uncharacterized. Bases 102 to 674 code for a protein of 190 amino acids. The transcript is spliced from 3 exons. Lineage: Eukaryota; Viridiplantae; Streptophyta; Magnoliopsida; Fagales; Juglandaceae. The record is from RefSeq and is a predicted model, not a curated record.